GAGUAAGUCCCACUCCGGAGUCAGGUGCGAGGUAGGGGAGGAGGAAGGGGAGAGAGGAUGGUGGGCACCUGCGCAUUGGACUUGGGGGUCCUCCUUGGGGCAGCGGUGCUGGUGGUGCUGGUCUCCCCUCCGGAGGUGCUGGGCGUGGAGGAGCCACCAGAGCAUUUCCUCUUCCAGUCGAAGGGCGAGUGCCACUAUUCCGUCGCCCCCAAUGGGACGCUGCAGCGAGUCCGCUACCUGGACCGCUACUUCUGGGACCGGCAGGAGCUAGCCCGCUUCGACAGCGACAUCGGAACAUAUGUGGCCGUGGGCGAGCUGGGCGAGAUCGACGCCCAGAAGUGGAACCGGGACAAGGACCGGUUGCGCAGCGCGAGGGACGACGUGGAGUGCUUCUGCCGGCACAACUACGGGAACUUUGCACCCUUCGCCAGCGCCCGGCGCGUCCAUCCCAAGGUGAUGAUUACCCCCACAGAAUAUGACUCUGUGUCCCACAAUGCUUUGCUAAUUUGCGACGUGGCCGCCUUUUACCCCACGAAGAUCGAGAUCAAGUGGUUCAGGAAUGGGGAGGAGGAGACCAGAGUGUGGACCACAGACCUCACCCGGAAUGGGGACUGGACCUUCCAGAUCCAGGUGAUGUUGGAGGUGCAGCCGGAACGUGGAGAUGUCUACACCUGCCAGGUGGAGCACGCCAGCUUCGAGGGCCCCAUCACCGUGCAAUGGGAGGCGCAGUCAGACUCCGCCAAGAGCAAGAUGUGGACGGGGAUUGUGGGGCUGGUGCUGGGGCUGGCCUUUGUGGCGCCCGGACUCUUCCUCUGCAUGAAGAACAAGAAAGGUGGUGAGGGCAGUACCAGGGGAGGCAGCGGGUGAGAAUUGGACCUGCCCAGAGACUGUCCUCCUCUCCUUUGGAACAACAUUUGGAACGAUAUUAAAGGGCCCUGCAGACAGCCUCUCUAUCACGCAUCCUUGAUUAUUUCUGCUCCUGAUGCUAUCGAGGAGGUCACAAGCGAUCCAGCUUCCGAUACUCUUUCUCCCUGCGAAAGAUGUGGGGCCAUCACACUCCUUAGUUCCCAGCCAGUGCAUGUCCCGUAACUGUUGGAAGUGGGGCAAGAGCAACUCCUGUUUUGUUCUUUUGUCUAUGUUCCAGAGCUAGGGUCCUCCAGAUGGAUAGGCUGGAUUACCUUUACCUGUGGUGCUCUGACUGACUUCCUUCUGUCGCUAGACUGUGAUGUCUUUAGGGAAGCUUACCUGCCCCUCCUCUUUCCGCCCUUUCCAUUCCUUUGUCCUCCGACUGGACUCCAGGAGAGAGGAGACAUCCCUUUGUCUCUGCUCUCCCCAAGCCAUGAGGCUAACCCCUACACCUGGAAAUUACACCUCCAACUUAGUUAGUUAGUUAGAACUAGGUUUGCUUUGCUAUCUACAAUGUAGUCCUCUAAAUAAAGUCACUUUUCUUA
Messenger RNA from Rhineura floridana, 1451 nucleotides. RefSeq names its product H-2 class II histocompatibility antigen, E-S beta chain-like. NCBI's taxonomy places the organism in Eukaryota, Metazoa, Chordata, Lepidosauria, Squamata, Rhineuridae. Gene Ontology annotation, cellular component: MHC class II protein complex; membrane. Gene Ontology annotation, biological process: immune response; immunoglobulin production involved in immunoglobulin-mediated immune response; peptide antigen assembly with MHC class II protein complex. Gene Ontology annotation, molecular function: MHC class II protein complex binding. The transcript is spliced from 4 exons. The coding region runs from base 58 to 867 and encodes 269 amino acids. The record is from RefSeq and is a predicted model, not a curated record.